AUGUCGUCGGAGUCGAGCACGGUCGCGUCCCGUGCCCUCGCCACGUGGCGCAUGCGCCUCGACUCCGCCCUUCGAGCGGCCCUCGCCUGCGCCUCGAUCGGCCUAGCCACCAUCUACGGCCCGAAGCUCGUCGCCAAGGAAAUAAAAUUCGCCGCCUUUUCGUACCUAACGGCCGUGCUCAUCGUGUACGAUGCCACUUUAGGAGACGCGUUGCGCGGGUGUUGGCACGCCGUAUGCGCCACCGCGCAAGUGGUCCCGGCUGCCGUGCUCCUCCGGUGGGCGGCCGCCGGCGCCGGAGUGCCGGUGGGGGUGGCGGCGCUAGCGGCAGCGGCCGCCUCGUUUGCGGUGGCGCUGCCGGAGUGCACGCACGUGACGGCCAAGAGGAUUGCGCUCGGGCAAGUUGUGCUUGUAUGCACAGAUGCGGUUUUGGUGGGUGGAGGAGAAGGAGGAGGAGUUGAGUGGCGGCCGGCGUACGUUGCCGCCAGCACGGGGCUUGGGGCCGUGGCUUCGGUUGUGGCGAUGUUGGUGCCGUACCCGAGCUUGGCGGGUAACAAGAAAGGAAUGCAAUGGGAGAGACCUUUGAGCCGAUACCUGAACCCCAAUUCGGUGGGCCCCGCUGACACGCUACAAAUGAUUGAACUCCAAAUGAGAGGGAUGGAAUAUUCCCUGUCACAUUCCUCUAUUUUGCCGGUUCAAACAACCAAUCAAGAACAACUCUCCAACUUCUUACAAGACUUAUCAUCUCGUCUCAAACAGAGAAUCAAGCAUCUCGCCUGUUUUUCUCCUUCCCGAUCCACGACAGAAUCAGAAAUAAGAAAAGAAUUCACAGAAAAGCCUUUGGUAUCAUCAUCACUAGACCACGAAUCAUCACUUUUCUACUUUUCUUGCAUAGACAUGUUAAUAAAAGAUCCCACGAAUCAAUUCGUGACCCCAAGAGAACCCCAUAAAAACCCGAGGAGUCCCAAAACAGAAUGCACGGCUUUUCAAAAAACCAAAACUUGGAUCCUAAAUCUCUCCAACAAAGGGCGGCUUGAGUCCGCCCUCAAGUGUUCCCUCUCUCUAGGCCUGGCCCUUCUAUUCGGCUUGGUCUUCGACAGAGAAAACGGAUGCUGGGCGGGCCUCACCAUUGCAAUCAGCUUUGUCAUGGGCCGGCAGCCCAUAUUCACGAUGGCAAAUGCCCGAGCACAGGGAACAGCUAUUGGAUCAGUUUACGGCGUAAUAUGCUGCUUUCUCUUUCAUCACGAGGAGUUUCGGCUUCUAGCCCUCCUCCCAUGGAUAGUCCUCACAAGCUUCAUGAAGCACAGCCGAAUGUAUGGGCCGACAGGUGGGGUCUCAGCCGCCAUAGGAGCCCUGCUGAUAUUGGGCCGGAAGCAUUAUGGGCCCCCGCAUGAAUUCGCAAUCGCCAGGCUGGCGGAGGUUUUCAUCGGCCUGUCGGCUCUUGUUACGGUGGAGCUUUUAGUGCAGCCGGCCAGAGCAGCCACCCUGGCCAAGAAUCGACUUUUCCGAUCACUCUCUGCCCUUCAUGACUGCAUAAAAGAAAUGGGGAUUUGCGGCCGGUUAGAUUCGAAAUUUAUUGAAUUAGGUGAGAAAAUAAAGAGUUUUGAUACUCAAGUACAGGAACUGAAGAAGAUUGUUGAGGAAGCGGAUUUGGAGCCCGAUUUCUGGUAUUUGCCUUUUCGGGCUUCUUGUUACCGGAGGAUUGUUGAGUCCUUGGAUAAUAUAAAGGAUAUGUUGUACUUCAUUGCGUGCGAUUUCGAAAUCCUUUCAGAGGUAGCUGUGUGCAAGGACUUGCACGAGCAGGUGAAUAGUGAGUUGGAACUAUUCCAAGAAGCUUUAAGAUGCUCGCAGGUUUAUCUAGAGACAGCCAAUAUGACCGAGUUUCGAGCAAAUUCUAAAGAGGGCUCGGAUGAGAACUUUAGAGACCUCGAGGCUGGGAAAGAGACACACGAGUUAAGUGUUUUAUCGAGCAAACUUGAAGUUGCAAAGAGAAAUAGAGAGGAGGCUGGCAAUGAAGAUAAUGAAAAACUGAAGGAGCAGAUGAUUCAAUGUCUUGGCGCAACCGGGUUUUGCGCAGGUAAGAAGCAAAAGGAAACUCUAUUGUACAAUGUAGCCUUCAAAGACUUUAAUUUGGGGCACUUACUGGCAAAUAGCACAACUGCAAACCUUGCUAAUUCAACAUCAUCUGCUUCUACUCUGUUUAAAGAACACCACCGCCACGAACGCAAGAGCUCAGCCACCGAAACCAUAGAGAGUACGGCCCUGCCUCUUAAGGGCGUACACAACAUCCAUGGCCGUCACGGUCUUCCGGCGGGCAUGCUCAGUGUAGGUGACGGCAUCGCGGAUGACAUUCUCCAGAAAGAUCUUCAGGACACCGCGAGUCUCCUCGUAGAUGAGGCCGCUGAUGCGCUUGACACCGCCCCUCCGGGCCAGACGGCGGAUCGCCGGCUUCGUGAUGCCCUGGAUGUUGUCCCUGAGCACCUUACGGUGGCGCUUGGCUCCGCCCUUGCCGAGGCCCUUGCCGCCCUUGCCACGUCCAGACAUUUUUCACGAAUUAGCUCUUGA
Molecule: messenger RNA, 2562 nt
Organism: Striga asiatica
Lineage: Eukaryota; Viridiplantae; Streptophyta; Magnoliopsida; Lamiales; Orobanchaceae
Source: the annotation of a GenBank genome assembly